AUGAUUGUAGUAACGACAAGAGAAGUUACAAAAAGCUCAAUGGAUCCACAACAGGUGGAGAAUCUACUAGAUAAACUGGCACCCACGUCCGCACUGGGACCAGUAAUAAACCAGAAAGAACCAAAAACUGUACUCGAUGAUACUGUUAUCGAUGAAGGCACAAAAAACAUGUUUGUUAAUGGGUUCCAAGAUGAAUCCAAAUAUGCCCAUAUGACAGCGGAAAAGUUAUCUACAAGGUUUCUACAAGGUUUACAGCUCUUUGACACAGAUUCUACAUGUAAUGUGAACCACUUAGCCCAUUGGAAGCCAUCAUCCUUUAAAAUGGGUAAUUCCAUUGAUAAUGCAUUAGAUGACAAUCCCGACACAUACUGGCAAAGCGAUGGUGUACAACCACAUCAGCUCGAUAUCACUUUCAGCAAAAGAAUUGAUGUGAUUCUCAUAGCGUUUUACUUCUCAUUGAUAGCUGAUGAAUCCUACACACCUCGACUUAUUAAGAUUUACGUCGGCCACAGUCCUUCAGAUGCUCUUUUCUACAAGACUCUUGAAGUCCGUAACGUUAACGGGUGGGUAGCACUUACGUUUGAGGACAACCGUUCGUCAGACAAUUUACUGAAAUGCCAGUUCAUCAGAAUUGUAUUCCCGGUCAACCAUGAGAACGGUAAGGAUACCCAUCUAAGAGGCAUUAGGAUUUUUGCACCAUCCAAAAAAACGUCUGUGGAGAAUUCAGAAUGGAUGCAAUCUCUGGCAAGCAGUAACCAGUUGGUGACGCAGUGCUCAUUGAGGUGA
Zygosaccharomyces rouxii is the source of this 786-nucleotide messenger RNA. RefSeq names its product anaphase promoting complex subunit DOC1 (gene DOC1). Gene Ontology annotation, biological process: anaphase-promoting complex-dependent catabolic process; protein K11-linked ubiquitination. Lineage: Eukaryota; Fungi; Ascomycota; Saccharomycetes; Saccharomycetales; Saccharomycetaceae. Gene Ontology annotation, cellular component: anaphase-promoting complex. Bases 1 to 786 code for a protein of 261 amino acids. The transcript has a single exon. The record is from RefSeq and is a predicted model, not a curated record.